This is a messenger RNA of Alligator mississippiensis (American alligator), 621 nucleotides long. Its product is annotated as macrophage migration inhibitory factor. Gene Ontology annotation, molecular function: cytokine activity; phenylpyruvate tautomerase activity. NCBI's taxonomy places the organism in Eukaryota, Metazoa, Chordata, Crocodylia, Alligatoridae. The transcript is spliced from 3 exons. The coding region runs from base 100 to 447 and encodes 115 amino acids. The record is from RefSeq and is a predicted model, not a curated record.
UUUGGAAGAGUGAGCAUCAUAACACCUAUACUGUGAAGCAGAGAAGAAAAUAAUAGCUUCAGUAAGGCUCUGACUACAAAGCUUUCUCUCAAUCCAAAGAUGCCUUUAUUCACUGUUACCACAAAUGUAAGCAAAGAUAAAGUGCCAGAAGGGUUCCUAGGAGAAGUCACAGAGCAACUAUCAAAAGCACUGGGCAAACCGGCACAGUAUAUACAGAUAAAGGUCUCCACUGACCAGAUGAUGGCCUUUGGUGGUUCCCAGGACCCCUGUGCCAUGUGCUUUCUCUACAGCAUUGGCAAGAUAGGAGAUCAGGAGAACAAGGACUAUUCAAAGUUGUUGUGUGACCUACUGAACAAACGUCUGAAAAUACCUGUAGACAGAAUCUACAUCUGCUACUUUGAAGUGAGUGCUGCCAAUGUGGGCUGGAACAGCACCACCUUUGCAUAAGGCGAGUGCCUUAUUCACUUUAAAGUGAAAGGCAAGGCAUGCCACUUAGUUUUGUGGUUGUGCUCACCACAGUUCCAAGCCUGUGCAGACUCAAGAACCAAUGGCUCCUUACUUGGUAUGCAUACCUACUGUUGCUAUAACACUUACAUGACCCACCUAUAGAAAAUAAGUAAA